AGCGUUUGAAGCCAUCAUCACAUCUGGAAGUAUGUCGAGAAGCGGCAGUGCAGAUGAGAGCUGAGAGUAGAACCAGACUUCGAAUUAGGACUUCUACAGUUCGGGCAUUAGUGGCUCGCUCUUUCGAUUCCGGUCACUGUCUGUUUUUUGAAACUUGCACAGAGCCCCGAGGAGGAAGACGAGGAAUUGUGUGCAAUUUCAACUAAUUUAUCAGCAUUGAUAGCUUGAAUGCUGAGGAGCUGAGGUCAUCGAAAAUAAAUUGAGUCUGUGGAGCUCAGAACAACGAUGAAGGAGAAGGAAAGAGAGAAGGACGAGAAGGAGAAAGAUAGAGAGAAAGAGAGGGAGCGGGAUAAAAUACGGGAUAAGGAUAGGGAGCGAGAGAAGGAAAGGGAGAAAAUUCGCGAGAAGGAGAAGCUGAAGUCUAAAGAGAAAGAUCGAGAUUCCGAGAAGAAGAAGGAUAGGGCAAAGGACCCAGAGAAGGAAAAGGAUGGUAGAAUCAGAGAACACGACAGGGAUAGAGGGAAGGAACAUGAACGAGAAAAGGAGAGGGUGAAGGAUUUAGACAGAGAAAGGGAUAAGGAGAGAGACAGAGGUGGGGACAAGGACAAGAAAAAAGAGAAGGAUCGAUCUAAGAAAGACAGAGACAAAGAACGGGAGAAGGACAAAGAGCGAGAGAGGGAGAGAGAAAAAGUUGUAGAACGAGAGAAGCUCGGAGAGCGCGAGAAGGAGCGGGAGAAAGAUAGAGAGAAGGUCGCGGAGCGAGACAAAGAGAAGGAGAGUGUCGGUGAUAGAGAAAAAGAUCGGGAGAAGGUGGGUGAAGGGGAAAAGGAGCGAGACAAAGACAGGGACAAGGAUAGAGAACGAGAAAGGGAGAAGGAGAGAGAACGAGAGGAGAAGGAUCGUCAGAAGUCGCGAUUAAAGGAGAAAGACCGUGGAAGAGAUCAUGAACGGGACAGGGAUGGAAGAGAAAAAGAGCGAGAUCAUGAGCGAGAUAGAGAUAGAGAUCGAGAUGAGCGAGAUAGAGAUAGAGACCGAGAUGAGCGUGACAGAGAUCGACAAAAGGAGCGAGAUCAUGACCUGGAGACAAGGGAAAGAAAAAGAGAUGAUAAGUCUUCGAAGGACUCCUCUAAACCUCAGGCUUCUACCUCGGCCUUGGAAGAGCGCAUUGCCAAAAUGCGAGAGGAGAGACAAAGGGCGAACGCUGAGCAGAGGUCAUCUGCUAAGAAGCGCGACCCUCAGGAUGACAUUAUGUCAUGGGUGAACAAGAGUAGAAUGUUAGAGCAACAAAAGAAGCGAGAUGAAAUGGAGAAGGCAGCACGCAUGGCCAAGAUUCUGUCAGAGCAGGACGUUGAAGAGGAUGCCGACGAUAGUGGCGACGAACUAAGGAGUAGUGGAUAUGGAGGGAAGGAUCUGGCGGGUUUGAAGGUCAGGCAUGGCCUUGACAAAGUGAUGGAAGGAGGAGCUGUUGUUCUCACCCUGAAGGAUGUCAAUGUUCUUGACGGGGAUGACGUGAAUGAAGCCACGGACGAACUGGAAAAUAUUGAGAUGGCUCAACAAAUAGCUCGGGAGGACGCGUACAAAGCAGCCAAGAAGAAGACAGGAGUAUACGAAGACAAGUUCAACAACGACAUCAAUGCUGCUCCGAGAACAAUUUUACCGCAGUAUGAUGAUAUUGUCAAAGAUGAGGGAGUAGUAUUGGACGAAACCGGAGGAAUAAAUGAAGAGAGUAAAAAGAGACUAGAAGAGGCUCGGUUGAGACUGGAGGGUGUCUCUGCAAAAGUGUCGUUGCAUGGGAUUAUGAACAUCGCUUCAGAUUACUUCACCCAGGAAGAUAUGCUGCAAUUUAGAAAACCCAAGAAGAAGAAAAAGCUCCGCAAGAAAGACAAGUUAGACCUCGAUGAGCUUGAGGCUGAGGCAGUUGCAGCCGGGUUGGGAAGAGAUGAUCUUGGUUCAAGAAAUUCCGAGGCAAGACGGGAAAAGAAACAAUUGGAUGACCAGGCUCAAGCAGACGCUAGGAAAGCUGCCUAUGAUAAUGCCUUGAGGAAAGGCCAAGAUGCAUCCAGGAUACUCAAGGAAGAGAGCAUGCCUCAAGCGAUGGAUGUUGAUGAAACGGAAUUGCCUGUGUUUGGAGGAGAGGAAGAGGAUGAUCUUUAUAAAUCAUUAGACAAGGCUAGGCAGGCUGCUUUGAAGAAACAAAGGGAAGCAGGAGGUGGUCCGCAGGCAAUUGCUGCUCGACUGGUUGCUCUGAGUGAACAAAGUGCACAACCUAGUCAACCUGUACCCGGAUCGGACAUUGAGGACAACCGUCUUGUAUUCACGGACACUGGUGAAUUUUGUCGAAGCUUGCAAUUAGAUGAUGUAAUCAUCCGAAGAGCUGGAGCGAAAGAUGCUUUUGGAGAGGAGGAUGAGGAAGCUCCUCCCGAGGAAAUGGAGGAAGACACAUCUAAGGCUGCCGGAGGAUGGACAGAGGUGUCAGAACUUGACAAGAUACAUCCUUCCGUUGAAGAGGAGGACGAUUCAACCGGAGGAGUAGAAGAGCCCAUAACAGAGGUUUCCGUGGGUAAAGGUUUAGCAGGCGCACUAAGUUUGUUGAAGGAGAGAGGAACUCUUAAAGAAACCGUAGAUUGGGGAGGUCGAAAUAUGGACAAGAAGCGGAGCAAGCUCGUUGGGAUUGUAGAUGAAUCCAACAAUCAAGUGGGCCAGAGAGACAUCCUACUAGAUCGAGUUGAUGAAUUUGGACGGACGAUGACGCCCAAGGAAGCAUUCCGGAAACUUUCACACAAGUUUCAUGGUAAAGGACCUGGCAAGAUGAAGCAAGAGAAGAGAAUGAAGCAGUGGCAAGAAGAGUUGAGAUUGAAGCAGAUGAACUCUGGUGAUACUCCACUGAUGUCCAUGGAGAAGAUGCGUGAGGCUCAAGCGAAGAUGCACACUCCAUAUAUUGUCAUCAGUGGACACAUCAAACCAGGGCAAACAAGCGAUCCAAGAAGUGGAUUUGCUACAGUUGAGAAAGAACCUAUCGGCAGUCUUACUCCUAUGUUGGGGGACAAAGUUGGGAGUCUUACACCUAUGCUAGGUGAUAAGAAGGUCGAACAUUUUUUGGGAAUUAAACGCAAAGCCGAUACAGGUAGUAUGGGGCCGCCUCCUCCCAAACAGCCUAAGGUGGAUCGCCAGUGAAUUAUUAACUCUUCUGAUGUCCUCUUCACUGCAAACAGCCGAAGGUAACUGCCUUUGUCGGUUCCUUCCUGAGAGAUCAAGGUGAUAUCUUCUAAGGCGCCGUUCAUCAAGAUCUUCACCAAUGCAAGAUGGGUUCAGGAUUAACCAGAGGGUGGCUAUUUGGUUAUGCAUUGCUGCUACCAACAAACUAGGAGCUUCCAGCUUUAAUCAGGGCUGCACAUCCUUAGCAUGUUUUUGUGCAGUUAAAGGUGAAAGGGGAUUAUCUUUCAGCUAUGUGGACUCAUGGUGCUAACUUCCGAUCCAAUUCUUGCAAUGUAACCUGUAAAUGGUUCGAGUCUCAGGGGUCAGUGUUUGUCAAAUGCAUCUAGCUAAUGCAUCAUCAUUACAUGAAAACAAUCUGGUCCUUAUACAGUUGUGGAUCAUUCCUUCUGUAAUUUCUACGCUCCUCCACAUUAUUCAAGCUACAUUUUCAGUCGGGCAGUUUGUGAGUCAUGCACCAUUAUGUUAUUGCUAGAACAAUUCAGCGCGAAUGUUUUUGCCGUUGGAACCGGGACCGUGAAAGAAACUAUAUGAACAAUGUGGUGAAAGGAUAUUUGUUUAUACCUGGAAAACAUUUAUGGGAGUUACUCUUUGUACUAGAGGGAAUCGUUUCCCACGUGGUAUGUUCUCUGCUCUGUUUCUCCCAUAUUCGGGAGCUACUUCACUACCUUCUUCAAGAUGGGGUGAGCUUUUUUGAAGUUCUCAAACGAGUGAGCAAUAUGUAGGGUUUGUAGGUCUUUCUGGACUUCAUUGAAAUCCGCCUAUUCGAAGUGUAGCGAACAUUCUGGACCAGCGACUACAUCAAGAGGAAUUUCGUGGGACAGCUGUCUUAAGAAUUGGGAAUGAGACUGUAGCACCUUCCAAGAUACUUCUUAACAUGAGAUUCUGACUCAAAUCUCAUUCUCUGCGAAGUCGUGAGCAUAGUACAAUCCCGUGUGCACGUAAAUCCCAGUUUAACUGUUGACAGGAGGAAGAUUGACCUAGAUAUGUGGAAAUUGUGUCGAGCGUGGGAACGGUAACAACGGCGUCAG
Molecule: messenger RNA, 4244 nt
Organism: Marchantia polymorpha subsp. ruderalis
Lineage: Eukaryota; Viridiplantae; Streptophyta; Marchantiopsida; Marchantiales; Marchantiaceae
Source: the annotation of a GenBank genome assembly